AUGUACGUGGCUGUCGGCCCCUUGCAGCGCAAACCCUCUGGCCCAAGCUGUUUGCUGAUUCUCCCCGCAGGAAGUUCGGCGCUGAAGAAGGUGUGCUCUCCCCUCCGCGGUCAUCCUGCAGUUUCCGGGCGGAAUUCGCGAGCUAACCAGUCUCGCCUGCAGCUCAUCAAGCAACUCAGCGCCACUCCCACUAUCCCCGCACAGAGAACCGCUGAGGAGAUCGCCCAAGAUGGCACCCUGGAUCCCCAGGCUGCCCUCCGCGCGAACAAGGAGGUGUUCUUCUUCCGCUUGGAGCGGGAAAUUGAGAAAGUCAAUGCGUUUUACCUCCAGAAGGAAUCAGAGUUCUCGCUGCGGCUGAAGACGUUGGUCGACAAAAAGCGUGUAGUGCAGUCGCGAACCAACUCCAAUUCCAAGGCCCCGUCGAACUUCGUGGCCCUCUUCGAAGGGUUUCAGCAAUUCGAUGGCGACCUCAACAAACUGCAGCAAUUUGUUGAGAUUAACGAGACGGCCGUGUCCAAGAUUUUGAAAAAAUGGGAUAAGACGUCCAAGUCCCGCAUGAAGGAGCUCUAUCUGCACCGUGCCGUGGAAGUGCAGCCUUGUUUCAACCGCGAGGUGCUGCGUGAUCUGUCAGACCGCGCCACCACGGCUCGGUUAGAGUUGGAGGCAUGGGCCGAGGGAGAGAACCUGCAGUUUGAUACUUCGCGGCCGUCCGAGCGGGCGGCGGGCCCCUUUGGCACGGAGGAAGAGGAGCUGGAUCUGCAAGUCCUGCAGUCUGCCUCCACCGGUAAUCUUCAGACCCUGCGCGAAUGGGUGACGAAAAUGCACUCCGUCGCAGAUGCUCGCGAUCGAGCCACACGAACUUUCUUGAACGCGAUCAAUGGGUUCUCCGACGAGGUCCUUGCUCUUCUACUGGAAAGCGGUCUGGUCGACAUCCACGCUGAGGAUGACAUCAACGAACGGAACUGCCUCCACGAGGCCGCCAUCUCUGGCCGAGACUUUGUCUUCAAGGCUGGUCUUGCAGCUGCAGUGGAUUUUUCCCGAUCUGAUGUCUAUGGACGCAUUCCCCUUCACUACGCGUGUAUGCACGGCCGGGUGGAAAUGGCGCGGGAGCUGCUGGCGGCGGGCCCGCAAACGGUGGACGUGAUGGAUCACGAUAACUUCACUCCCUUAAUCCACAGCAUUGUCAAAGGUCAACUCGCGUGUGCCGAGCAGGUACUUUAUAGCAACGCCCGCAUCGACCCCACGUCCGACUCGGAUCACAUCCCAUUGAACCUGGCUUGCCAACAUGGCUCGCUCCCGAUUGUGAAGAUGCUCCUCGAACGCAACGCCCAGUUACUCCCUGACGCGGAGGGCCUCUACCCCCAGCAUAUGGUGGCUCGGGCCUCCCAGUCCCCAGAGCUUCUAUUACUGCUAAAGCAGCACGGCGCCGACCUCGAUCAACAAGACAAGUUGUAUCAAUGGACACCACUCUUUCAUGCUGCGAGCGAAGGCUGCGUACCAUGUCUUCGGACCCUUCUGGAGCUGGGCGUGGACGCGAAGGUUGUUGACGAGAAGGGCCUGGCUGCCAUGUAUUAUGCCGCGUGGGAAGGACAUCUGGAGUGCAUGCUCCUUCUUUGGGCCCAGUCCUCGCACGGCCGCUCAUUCCAGCGGCCGCUAGACGUUCUGAAUGGCCUCCAGUCCCAGGAGCCUGGCAUGUUGGGGGAUUCAGGAGCCUUCCGGCGUGACAGCUCCGCAGAUAUGGACAUUGCCGAUGGUAUUCCGGACCUGGAGCUGCCCCCACCCAUCAUCCCCUUACGGCGCUACGGCCAUAACUUCCUGGACAAGAAGGUCUUUGUGCAACUCCUCUUCGACCAAGGGAACUCUGCCUCCAUCGCCUUCGAUCAAGCUGGCCGUCAUCCGGCGGCCCGGCUGACCCUUUCGUCUAAGCUCUCCGAUCUCAUCCCUCGCACCAUCGUUCUCCCCGUUCAAGACGAUUCUCGGACAAUAUCCUUCCAUGUGGACAAUCUGGAAACGUUCGCUGUGGACUUUGAGAUCUUCCCGACAUUUGGAUCCAAAGUGAUCGCGAAGAGUGUGGCUUUGCCGGUGGUGUUCCGAGCCGAGAAUUCCAGCACGGGCUCGUGUUGCUUGCCUCUGUUUGACCCUCGCCUUCGAGCCAUUGGUCAGCUACGUUUCAAUUUCCAGGUCAUCAAGCCGUACCACGGCGACCCCUUGGAGAUCACCCAUUUCGCAACCUACUGGAAGGCAACAAGUGCCGUCGACUCCGACCAUAAUGGCCUGGUCACCGGCUCCAGUCUGUCGGGAGAUUAUGUGCAGCUCUUCGUGCAGUUGACCCGCGACCGCGUCCCCGUCCUUUACCCCCAGUUUAUGAUCAAUCACCACGGAAUUGACAUCCCCGUGUCCCAAUUGUCAUAUACGCAGUUCCAGACUAUCGGUGCCGAGCGGGGUGUCAACCAACAAGAAAUCUUGCGAUUCCUGGGGACCCAAGCGGUUCACGACAUGCCGCAGACUCACCGGCUUCUGGCUGCGUCUUUCAUGUCCCUGCGGGAGGUCCUACGACAGCUCCCAAUUGGUCUGAAUAUCAAUCUCUCUAUUCUCUACCCGUCGGGUGCCGAAGAAAAAGCCCUCGAUAUGACCUCCCUGCCCGAUGUCAACAGCUUUGCCGACGCCAUCCUGACCGAUGUCUUCGAUCACGCCCGUGUGGCCCGCGAAGAGAACCCCGACUUUAUGCGCUCCGUCGUCUUCACCUCUUACAAUGCUAACAUCUGCACUGCGCUCAACUGGAAGCAGCCUAACUACCCGGUCCUUCUUUGCAAUGACCUUGGUCAAAUUCGGGACCUCGCCGGCAACGUGGAUUCACUCCCUGUGGUGAACAGUAGCGGACGCGCCUCGAUGUCGAUUAAGGAAUCUGCCCGUAUCGCUCAGAGUAACAACUUCAUGGGUCUGAUCUGCCGGUCUAGUCUCCUGAACGUCGUCCCCGCGCUCGUGGAGACUAUCAAAGAACUCGGCCUCGUAUUGGUGGCCGACACCUGCGACGAGACCGGCCAGCCCGACCGCGGCGAUGCCUUCCACUCUCCUGCUAGUGCUAUGGGGGUGGCCGAGUGGGCGUACCGGAUGCCCAACGGCGUGAACGGCGUGAUGAAAGCCAACGGCGUCCUGCGAUUCAACGACAUGAUCGACAUGUGA
Messenger RNA from Penicillium canariense, 3183 nucleotides. RefSeq lists its product as uncharacterized. Bases 1 to 3183 code for a protein of 1060 amino acids. Gene Ontology annotation, biological process: glycerophospholipid catabolic process. The record is from RefSeq and is a predicted model, not a curated record. Gene Ontology annotation, molecular function: glycerophosphocholine phosphodiesterase activity; protein binding. Lineage: Eukaryota; Fungi; Ascomycota; Eurotiomycetes; Eurotiales; Aspergillaceae. The transcript has 6 exons.